Messenger RNA from Drosophila innubila, 1786 nucleotides. RefSeq names its product pyruvate dehydrogenase E1 component subunit alpha, mitochondrial (gene Pdha). NCBI's taxonomy places the organism in Eukaryota, Metazoa, Arthropoda, Insecta, Diptera, Drosophilidae. Gene Ontology annotation, cellular component: intracellular membrane-bounded organelle. Gene Ontology annotation, molecular function: pyruvate dehydrogenase (acetyl-transferring) activity. Gene Ontology annotation, biological process: pyruvate decarboxylation to acetyl-CoA. The coding region runs from base 59 to 1258 and encodes 399 amino acids. The record is from RefSeq and is a predicted model, not a curated record. The transcript has 5 exons.
CAGCAGCUGUUACGCGAAUAGGAGAGAGAAUAGUCGAAACCGAAAGCAGAAAGUCGAAAUGUUGCGUACAAUAUCACGCGUUAGCGAAUUGCCAAUUGUUGUAAGACAAUUGCAAAAAAAUGCAGCACAGGCUGGUGUCGCUAAGACGAACAACUAUGCCACUGAGGCGACCGUGCAGGUCAAUCGACCCUUUAAACUGCAUCGUCUGGACGAGGGACCGGAGGCCACAGUGAAGCUAACCAAGGAAGAUGCGCUCAAAUACUACACACAAAUGCAGACGAUACGUCGUAUUGAGACAUCUGCUGGCAAUCUCUACAAGGAGAAGAUCAUUCGUGGCUUCUGUCAUCUGUACUCGGGACAGGAGGCAUGCGCCGUUGGCAUGAAGGCGGCGAUGCGCGAUGUUGAUAAUAUUAUAUCGGCAUAUCGUGUUCAUGGCUGGACCUAUCUGAUGGGUGUCUCUCCACUGGGCGUGCUGGCCGAGUUGACCGGCCUACAGAGCGGAUGUGCACGUGGCAAGGGCGGCUCCAUGCACAUGUAUGCGCCAAAUUUCUUUGGCGGCAAUGGCAUUGUUGGUGCCCAAGUUCCACUUGGUACUGGUGUUGGCCUGGCCUGCAAAUACAAGGGCAAUGGUGGCAUGUGCCUGGCGCUUUACGGCGACGGUGCUGCCAAUCAGGGCCAGGUGUUUGAGGCCUACAACAUGGCCUAUCUGUGGAAGCUGCCCGUCAUCUUUGUCUGCGAGAAUAACAAUUAUGGCAUGGGUACCAGUUCGGAGCGUGCCUCGUGCAACACGGACUACUACACACGUGGCGAUGCUCUGCCCGGCAUUUGGGUCGAUGGCAUGGACGUGUUGGCCGUGCGCAGUGCAACGGAGUUUGCCAUUAAAUAUGUGAACACACAUGGACCGCUGGUGAUGGAGACGAAUACGUACAGAUAUUCGGGUCAUUCCAUGUCCGAUCCGGGCACCUCGUACCGUACGCGUGAGGAAAUUCAGGAAGUGCGUCAAAAACGUGAUCCCAUCACAUCCUUCAAAGAGUUGUGCAUUGAGCUGGGACUCUUCACCACCGAUGAAGUUAAGGCUAUCGACAUGAAGGUGCGCAAGGAAGUCGAUGAGGCCACCGCAUUAGCCAAGGCCGAUACUGAGCUGCCUGUUAGUCACUUGUGGACCGAUGUCUCAUCCAAUAAUUUGGAGCGCAAAAUUCGCGGCACAAUUGCCUAUGAUAUUGAUCAUGUCCAGGAGCGAAAGGGUGUCAACCAUUAAAGAAUCAACUAUACAACGAAUCGACUAAAUGGCAUACACACACACACACAGACAAUUACACACAAACACAUACAUAAAAAAGCGAAAUCUCUAGACCUUAAGCCCAAAGUGAAUGUUAGAAUAUUUUUGUUCGUUAUUAGAAAAAAAAAUUACGUACUGCGUUUCUACAAAAUUUUAUAACAUUCGAUAUAUUGUGGAUUACUGUUAACGUGCUAAGCUUCGCUUUAAGCGUGAUUAGGAAAAUAUCGUAAACUUGAAUACCGUUUUGAUUACCAUUCUGUAAACGCAGUUAUGUUUGCAUAUGCACCUAAACAGAGUCACACCCACAUAUACACACACAGAGGCACACGCAAAAAGACACUACACGUAGCUAACCACGAAUUAUGCAUACUCUUCCUCCCAAAAAUAUAAAACACAAAACACUCAACAUGGGCCAGUGGCAACAGCAACGGAUAUUAUAUGAACGUGUUCAAUAUGGUUUAAAGUGAGGUGUAAAUUGUUGAAAUAUAAAACUACAUACAUACAUAA